Impatiens glandulifera is the source of this 1215-nucleotide messenger RNA. Its product is annotated as protein CHROMOSOME TRANSMISSION FIDELITY 7-like. Bases 20 to 1024 code for a protein of 334 amino acids. Lineage: Eukaryota; Viridiplantae; Streptophyta; Magnoliopsida; Ericales; Balsaminaceae. Gene Ontology annotation, cellular component: chromatin; nucleus. The transcript is spliced from 6 exons. Gene Ontology annotation, molecular function: protein-lysine-acetyltransferase activity. Gene Ontology annotation, biological process: mitotic sister chromatid cohesion. The record is from RefSeq and is a predicted model, not a curated record.
GGCGGAGAGAGAGAUAGCAAUGCAAACGAAGAUCACUGAUUUCUGCAAAGCUCAACAGUCACCGAACGAAACCCUACCUCAGUAUCUUUCAUGUCCCAUUCAAACGGAAGAUCAUCGCCUCCGUAGUAAAAGUGAAGCUUCUUGCCAAUGGACUGAAUCAGCGUGUUCCUCACAAAGUUCUUUGAAGUCCAUCAUGAGCUUGGCCAAGAACCAGAAGAAAAGGAGAAGAUAUGAUCAACUUCAUUUGGAAUUGGGGCAAUCCGACUUUCUUUUACAUGCAUGUUCCAUUUGUGGGUUCAGUUAUGUCUGUGGUGAUGAAGAGGAUGAGAAAGUUCAUAAAGAAUUUCACAAAGACUUCAUGAUGGGAAUCCAAUUUAAGGGUUGGAAAAAGGAAAGAGUUCUUCAAGUUCCAAAUAAAUCAGUACGCAUAAUUUUAGUAAUGGAUGGUGAUCCACCUGCUCAUACGAAAAAGGUUAAGAAGGUUUUUCAUAUGAUAGAGACUGAACUAGGAAGUACAUUGCUAAUUCAUAAACUCUGCAAGACUUACCUGUACAUCUAUAAUCAGAGGAUUGCUGGGUGUGUUAUUGUUGAGCCAAUAAAAGUUUCGUACAGAAUUCUUCCGGGUAUUAGUAAUGUUGUCAAUGAUAAAACAACAAAGCAAGAACAACCAAAUUCAUCUCUUCUCCAAUUUGGAGGCAUUUGUUUCCAAAGGGAAUCUGUGAAAAAAAGAACUUACCCACCAAAAGUUUCUGAAGAAUUAAGAGAUGUUCUUAUGGGAGCUCUAGUUGUUGGUGAGGAAGCUAUACCAGCAGAAUGUGGAAUUAGAGCUAUUUGGGUUGCGCCCUUUAUGAGGAGGAAACGUAUAGCAAGCCAGCUACUUGACAUUGUCAGGAAAAACUUCUGUGAGGGUUCUUCUUUGCAACCAUCUCAAUUAGCAUUCUCAGAUCCAACCUCAACUGGAAGGGCACUCGCAACAAACUACUGUGGGACUGCAGCAUUCUUGGUUUACAAAAUUGAGUUAUAAUGAUACUGUCACAAUAAUGAUUUUUCACUUUUAAUGACUAGGUAGACACCUUUUUGUAUACAUGGUAUUGUUUACAGAAUUUAUAAAAUUGUUUUGAGUAUGAUAAAUAAUAUAAUAUAGAACAUUGCUUAAUUCACAUUCCAACUGUUUUUUGUGUCUCUUUAUUUUAUAUUCAACAUUAUUGUUCUUGA